Messenger RNA from Sorex araneus (European shrew), 1009 nucleotides. RefSeq names its product nurim (gene NRM). The record is from RefSeq and is a predicted model, not a curated record. NCBI's taxonomy places the organism in Eukaryota, Metazoa, Chordata, Mammalia, Eulipotyphla, Soricidae. Gene Ontology annotation, cellular component: nuclear membrane. The coding region runs from base 10 to 798 and encodes 262 amino acids. The transcript is spliced from 4 exons.
CUGCUCGCCAUGGCCCCCGCGCUGCUCCUGGUUCCCGUUGCCGUCGCCUCUUUCAUCCUGGCCUUUGCUACCGGAGUGGAGUUCGUGCGCUUCACCUCCCUCCGGCCGCUUCUCGGAGGGGUCGCGGAGAGCGGCGGUGCGGACACCCGCCAAGGCUGGCUGGCUGCUCUGCAGGAUCGCAGCGUCCUGGCCGCCCUGGCUUGGGACUUGGGGCUCCUGCUCCUGUUCGUGGGCCAGCACAGCCUCAUGGCAACUGAGACCGUGAAGGCAUGGAUGGCCCGGUACUGUGGGGUCCUUCAGAGGUCACUGUAUGUGGCAUGCACUGCCCUGGCCUUGCAGCUGGUAAUGCGGUACUGGGAGCCGGUACCCAGAGGCCCUGUGUUAUGGGAGGUACAGGCAGAGCCCUGGGCCACCUGGCUGCCCCUCCUCUGCUUCGUGCUCCACGUCAUCUCCUGGCUCCUCAUCUUCAGCAUCCUUCUGGUCUUUGACUAUGCUGAGCUCAUGGGGCUCAAACAGGUGUACUACCACGUGUUGGGACUGGGUGAGCCUCUGGCCCUGAAGUCUCCCAGGGCUCUGCGACUCUUCUCUCACCUGCGCCACCCGGUGUGUGUGGAGCUGCUGACGGUGCUGUGGGUGGUGCCCACGCUGGGCACCGAUCGCCUCCUCCUUGCACUGCUCCUGACCAUCUACUUGGGCUUGGCGCACGGACUUGACCAGCAGGACCUCCGCUACCUCCGGGCCCAGCUGCAGAGGAAACUGCACUUGCUUUCCCGGCCCCAGGAGGGGGAUGCCGAGUGAGGGACGCUGCUCUCAAGCGCUGUUCUUCCUGUCCCCGUCAAGUUUCAAGUCCUUUGUUGCCCGGUGCCGCCUGCUUCAGCCUGGAAGCCCAGAUUGAUGAACUGAAUGAAGGGGCUGUGGGUUGCCCUGUUCCGACCGCUCAGCCUAAAUCCAGCCGUAGACACUCGCUGGUCCACUUCUCAGCGGCAAGGAAAUGGGGGAACCACUGUCU